Molecule: messenger RNA, 393 nt
Organism: Antrostomus carolinensis (chuck-will's-widow)
Lineage: Eukaryota; Metazoa; Chordata; Aves; Caprimulgiformes; Caprimulgidae
Gene: DNAJC9
Product: DnaJ heat shock protein family (Hsp40) member C9
Exons: 4
Cellular component (GO): cytoplasm; nucleus
Molecular function (GO): heat shock protein binding
Source: RefSeq, a predicted model, not a curated record
GAGUACUGGCGGCUGCUCUUCAAGAAGAUCACUGUAAAAGAUAUUGAAGACUUCGAAAAGAGCUAUAAAGACUCAGAAGAAGAGCUAGCUGAUAUUAAAACAGCGUACAUGGAUUUUGAGGGCGACAUGGACAAAAUAAUGGAGUCUGUGUUGUGUGUGGACUAUACCGAUGAACCAAGAAUACGAAAAAUCAUAGAAAAAGCUAUUGACUCUGGAGAAAUCCCAUCCUACAAAAGUUUUGUAAAAGAGUCUAAGCAGAAAAUGAUGGCAAGAAAAAGGCGGGCAGAAAAAGAAGCUAGAGAGGCAGAAAAGACUAAAGAUGAACUGGGCCUUGGUGAUAGAGAAGAUGACUUAAAAGCACUGAUUCAGAGCAGAAAUAAAGAUCGAAAAAAG